This is a messenger RNA of Carassius auratus (goldfish), 1445 nucleotides long. RefSeq names its product syntaxin-2. Lineage: Eukaryota; Metazoa; Chordata; Actinopteri; Cypriniformes; Cyprinidae. The coding region runs from base 242 to 1075 and encodes 277 amino acids. Gene Ontology annotation, cellular component: SNARE complex; endomembrane system; presynaptic active zone membrane. Gene Ontology annotation, molecular function: SNARE binding; SNAP receptor activity. The record is from RefSeq and is a predicted model, not a curated record. The transcript is spliced from 9 exons. Gene Ontology annotation, biological process: intracellular protein transport; exocytosis; synaptic vesicle fusion to presynaptic active zone membrane.
UUAUGUCUUUGUUAGGUUUUGAAAACUCCGACUCGUUUUUCUGCGAAUCGGUUCUUUUAAAUAAUUAGUUUAAAUUCUCGGUACACUUUGAAUGAAUUGUUCAUACCGAUUUUGUGAAUCAAUUCAACUGGAUCACUGAAGAGAUUCAACUCAAAAGAAAGAUUCGGUCACGUCAGUUUACAACGAGUCAUUGUCACACUGUGCGUGCUGUAGCGGACUGAGAGACACAUUUGAAGCCGAAAUGAAGGACCGUCUGGGCGAUUUAACAGCCCUCUGUCAUGACAUCAUCAUCAUCGCUCCUGUGGAGUCCAGUGGUUUCCUAGAGGAAUUCCUCCUUAAGGUUAACGAGGUUCAGCAACUUAUCGAGAGAAUUUCCCUCAGUGUGGAAGAAGUGAAGCUGAGACAUAGUACCCUUUUGACAGAAAUCAACCCACCGAACUAUGUGAGAGAGGAACUUGAGCAGUUUAGCAGGGACAUCAAGCAGACAGCCGAUCUAAUCAAGGUUAAACUAAAAGAUUUAGAAGGAAAAUUCUCAGAGAAUGAGAAUGCUAACAGCAGCUCUGUGUACUGCCGUAUCCAGAGUACUCAGCACACAGUACUUUCACUGAGGUUUGCAGAAAUAAUGAAUAUGUACAAUCAAGAACUGCUAUCUUUCCGGACGAGGAGUAAAGAUUGGAUACAAAGACAGCUGGAGAUCAGUGGCAAGAUCAUCACUGAAGAAGAGACUGAGGUUUUGCUGCAAAGUAACAACCCUGCUGUUUUUACCUCAAACAUCAACUCUGGCUCCUGCAUCACGGGGCAAGCACUGAAUGAUAUUGAGUUACGGCAUAAGGAUAUUCUCUAUCUGGAGGCCAGCAUUCGAGAGCUGCAUAGCAUGUUUAUUGAUAUAGCCAUGUUAGUCAAUAGCCAGGGUGAAAUGGCAAACAACAUAGCAAAGACUGUAAUGAAAGCUGAAAACUAUGUAGAUCAAGGGAAAGAGAAUAUGGUAAAAGCGGUUGAUUACAAGAAGUCCUGGAGAAUAAGACUGCCUUUAUUCAAGAGCAAAGCGAAACCAGCUACCAGCAAGGGCUCUUGAAUGAACUUUGAACUUUGGAACCUUUGGACUCUGUGUGCUGCUUACUUUGGUGGUCUAUGAAAAUGAAGGAUUCAUACUUGCCUUUUCUUAAAAAAUCCUGUUGUGCCACAGUUCUAUUCUACUCCCUUUACUGUAUGUUUGCUGAUCAGAUCAUUUUAAGCUGUCUGAGGGAUUGCCUCAGCCCAUUUACAAACAAACGGCUCCUAUUUCUUUCUGCUUACAUGAUUAAUGAUUAAGCCUGCUGUCAGAUAGCCUUUUUCUGACACAAUAUGACAAAACUCAAGUGGGUGUCAAGAGGUGUGUUAAUAUGUACUGAUUUUCCUCAUUAGGAAUAUACAUGCUACAGUAUAUAAUACAUGCAUUACAUCCU